Molecule: messenger RNA, 14726 nt
Organism: Podarcis lilfordi (Lilford's wall lizard)
Lineage: Eukaryota; Metazoa; Chordata; Lepidosauria; Squamata; Lacertidae
Source: the annotation of a GenBank genome assembly
AUGGCGUCAGGGCAGGUCCACAUGGCGGCUCCUGUUUGCCUAAUUGAGAACAUGCCAGACGGGAAGCUGGUGGUGAACCGGGAGGCUGCAGAGGUGCUUGCCGGGAUCCGCCAGCCAGUGGUGGUGGUGGCCAUUGCAGGGUUGUACCGCACUGGCAAGUCCUACCUCAUGAACAGGCUUGCCGGCAAGAGAAAAGGUGACUGGCUUCAUGAAUAUUCCCCGUUGCUCAAGGGAAGGGCUGGAGUCUAGUAGCUUCGCAUGAGGAGCAAGGCAGUGGAGUCUGGUGUUUCUGGAACAGGGUAUCAGAACCCCUGGGUUUUCUGCCUAGCCUGGGGAGAAGCAUAGAGGAAGAGGAGUAAAUUAAUAUUUAUAUAGAACCAGAGUGGAUGGGAAGGACUUUGGGGCAGAGGUCCCCGCUGAGCAGGGAGAUACCUUAAUAUGGCAGCUAACACAUGUUGCCAUCUUAAGGGGUAUCCUAGAACUAUUACCUAACUGCCCCACUGAAGAAACAUCAGCACAAGUGGCACUUUGCAGACUCCCUGGCACCAAAACGAUAGGCCCCUCCUGUGAGUAUAUUGCAAUAUAUAUUUCAACAAGAGAGUACAGUUCAAUAAGAAGGAGAAUCAAUGUGAACAAUGGACUCAAUAGGUCCUGGUUACGCCUCAAAGUCCUGUGAGGUGUCUUGAGGAUGUCUGGAACCCUGUGGCAGCUGGGCCUUGAGCCAAAGAGAGUUUGUCAUCUGAUCCUAGGUAUCUUUACUCAGAAGUAAGUUCCACAGAGUUUAGAAACUCUGUGCAGGAUCAAAGCCUUCAACCUUGGCACCCCUUGUUUUCUAGAGUGGUUGGGGCAACCCAGUCAGAUGGGUGGCAUAAUAAUAGUGAUGAUGAUGAUCUGCUCCUCCCACAGGUUUCUGUCUGGGUACCACAGUGGAGGCGCUCACCAAGGGCAUCUGGAUGUGGUGUCUUCCGCAUCCCUACAGGUCAGACCUCUCACUGGUGUUACUGGACACAGAAGGGUUGGGUGAUGUGCAGAAGGUGAGCUGGGGGAGAUGGCAACUCAGGUGGGGGCUGCAGAAGCCCAACACAUUCAAAAAAGCCCUGUGACAAAAUGCCCUGGCCAAAUAUUGAUAGGGAUGGACGAUACUUAUGCCUGUUAAAUCCCUGGGUUACACAUUUUGGAAUGUUUCUGUAACCCAGAAUUUGUUAGUAGGAUAAAAGCAAGGGUGGGUAUAGCUGGUUGUUUCUGGGCCCCCAAGUUGUCCCUGCCCCAAACAUGCCAUUUUUAAAGAUGGCCACACCCACUUUUAUAAUUUGGCCACAGCUACUUUGACAUGUGACUUCCAGAAAGUUAGCCAUACGCCAAGGUGGCGGCCCUUGGGGGAAAGUGAAGAAAGCCUCUUUUGCUGGAGGGGCCAACAUUUGUUCCGAAACUAAAGGGUUCUUGGUGCAGGUAUUUGUGGUUUGCAAAUGGGGCAUGUAUCAUGUUUACCCGAGUGACAAUUCAUUGACACAAGGUGCAGCUCUGAAAACAUUUUAAGUACACAGAAAAUGCUGCCACUCAAGGAAGUUUACAGUGAACUAUAAUGCUUCACUGAAGAAUGAGAGUUCUCGAUGAAGGCAUGAUAUUUUAAUAUGCCAAUGGGGUCAUGUUUAAUAAUGCCCUAUAGGUGCUUUAUAUUUAUAGUUUUCCUGGGACACAUUAGACAGCAAAAAUGAUAUUGAAACAUUUAAUGUUUUGGAUCAACAAAGGUUUCAGUUUCAGGCUUGUUUCCAGCAAUAACUGCUCUGGGUGUGCCAGGGCACAUUUUUCACUUGCCAGAGUUGUGCCACACAAGGUAAUUAGUCAUCACAAACACAGUGAUUCUGCAGUCAACUAUGUGGGCUGUGUUUGCUUCGUCUUGAAAUGAUAAAAAAAUCCCCCUGAAAUUUGUGGCCUUAAUGGUAAGCAGUCUUGCAUUUAUUUGCUCAUUUUGCAAGCUGCACGCAGGUUUUUUGGUCUCUGCACCACCUAAAUGGCAAAUGCUGCUUCUUCCAUGGUGUGUGUGUGAUUGAGAGGUAAGAAGAGCAAGAGUGGUGCAGUCCUGGAAAUUCUACCAAUCAUUAUUUCUGGCUCUGCCCACCAUUGGCUGCAUGUACCCUGGCUAGCUUUCGCCGUGGUUCAGCAGGUUUAACCACUCUUACCUUGUGUGCUAGAAUUUACUCUUUAUAUUAACUGAGUUCCUGUGCCCAUCACCAAAUUCUGGUACAAGCCACUUUGGAGGCUGUGUGACAGGCUGAGUGUCAUGGAUGUAAAAAAACCCCUAAGCAUACAGUAAACACAUGUGUUUGGUGCUUGUGGGGUAGUUGCCAACACUUAGGCAAUAUGCCUCUGCAGGGCUUCCAAGUGCAGUCUAAGAUGCUGCAAGCAAGUUAUGAUCUGCAUUCAUUUCUAAGAAUUCCUUAACCUGGUGCAACAGGAGCAGCGGAAAAGCAACAACACAAACCUCGAAGCAGCUAUCUCUGCACAUGCAGCUCCCAGAGGAAAGAGUGCAGCUGGCAAUGGGGCAUUGGGAUCUUGGGUGAUGGACUCUUGGGAUGUCCUAGAAAGGCCCAUUUUAUGUUUCAGGGAAACACACAGAACGACUCGUGGAUCUUUGCCCUGGCCAUUCUGCUCAGCAGCACCCUGGUGUACAACAGCAUAGGCACCAUUGACCAAAAUGCGCUGGAGAAUCUGCAGUAUCCUUUUGGGGCAUCAGAAAUCCCAGCUGGACUUGUGUGCUGGGCCUGGAGGAUCUAGGAGGAGGCAGUUGAAGGUUGUCCCCCUAGGAGUUUCGCUCCAUGGGAGACAGAUCUCUUGAUGCAGAAGCAGGUGGGAUGAACUCUCCUGGUCUGAGACUCCAUGAUGCUUAGAGUGGUCUGAUGAUGCUGAGGAAGUAUGGGGUGGUGCAGGAGGAAACACAGAGGGGAGGCUCUUCGGAAGGUGGGCGAGGAGCUCAUUGGGACACGUUGUGAGGGGGGUGGAUCAGUGAUUACAGCUGCAAACUGAGAACCUUCAGAGACAUGUUUUUAUAGCUGUCAACGUUUACCUUUUUUAAAGGGAAAUUCCCUUAUUCUGAAUAGGAUUCCUCGCAAGAAAAGGGGAAAGUUGACAGCUAUACAUGUUUUACAGAUAUGGGCGGGGGGCAGGCAGGAACUCCAGAAGGCAUAAAAUCAGGAAUAGGCCUUAAGGUGUAAAACCGAGAGGUGUCAGCCCCUUGCCACAAAACGCGGUCCAAAUUACAAUUGCGAUAUGUGGUCUGUCUGUAGUGUAAAUCUCUGCUCAAAAGCCCUAUCAUUAUUGCCAGCUAGCCCACAACUGCAGGUUCAAACAGGUUCAUCAUUUGGCUGAAUUCACGUCCAACGCCCCAAACCAGCCCUGGAAUUAUUUUCCUUAGCGCUCCCCAGUUAUGUCACUGAGCUGACAAAAAAGAUUAGAGCAAAAGCUGUAGGUGUUGUCUUUUGGUUCAGAAUCAAGUGGAAUGAACUCUCCUGGUCUGUCUCAGAACAAAUAGAACCGUAGAAUUGUAGAGUUGGAAGGGACCCUGAGGCUCAUCUAAGCCAACCCCCUGCAAUGCAGGAAUAUAUAGCUGUCACAUACAGGGAUCGAACCUGCAACCUUGGAGUUAUCAGCACCACACACUGACCAACUGAGCUGCUCAGGAACUGGGUGAAGGGCAAAGAAACAUAGAGAGACAUAGCUGAUGGGCAGGAUAGGCAAACCCCAAGGAUCAGGUGCUAGGUGAGGAGCUCAUUGAGACACAGUGUGAGAGUUGGGAACCCCCAAGGGCAUGUCUUACUGAGAGAUAGGUGGAAGGAGUAGGGGAGCUAGGAAUCCUAGAAGGGGUGGAGUCAGGAAUUGACCUAAGGGUGUAUAAUAAGAGCUGUCAGCAGGGCAUAAGGCCACGAUGCUAAAAUAAGUCCCUUGCCACAAAGCUCUCCCCAAAUCACAACUGCAAGAGGUAGUCAGUCUGUAGUGUAGAAAAUCUUGCUGCACCUGCUAGGAGGUCAUCUCAUUCUCCAGCCACUACUGCAUCUACAGACAGGUCAAGCCAGUUCAUGAUUUGGCUGAAGUUCAUAUUGCAAAUCCCCAGACCAGCCCUGGAAUUGUUUUCCUUAGCACUCCCCAGCUAUGUCACUGAGCUGACAAAAAAGAUUAAGGCAAAAGCUUCCCCCGGGGAAGAUACAGAGGAGGAGAACUCUGCCGAAUUUAUCCGUUUCUUCCCAGACUUCAUCUGGGCAGUGCGGGAUUUCACACUACAGCUGAAGAUAGAUGGACACCCCGUCACUGAGGACGGGUACCUGGAGGAGGCAUUGAGACUGCAGAAAGGUACAAUAACUGCAGAAAGAUAAGGCAGCGUCUGAGAUGGGGAGGGAAAGCUGGGGCUUGUUAACAGCCUAGAGGACACUGUUAAUGUGGAGGCAUACAACUGAUGUAAAGAAUAAGGGCCUAAAAUUCAAGUGGGUGCAUAUGACCAGUCAUGUACCCAUUGAGGGCCAAAUAGGUUUAACAAGUGUCCCCAUGCUACUUGCCUGAUGGAGCACACAUAUGGGUACAUCGCAACAAUACAUCAAAACUGCAUACUGCCAAGUGUACCAUGUUGCUUGUGCAUUUGGACUGGGCCUCCUGAAACCCCUCUGACCUAGAUGCCUUGCCCAUAAUCUCACAUAUACAUGUGUGAGCUGUAUGUACAUGCUCAAAAGCGUCAUUUAUACCAUCACAUUUGCAGUGCUGAGACAGAGAGCAAUAUCCUAACUCAGCUUACAGUAAUUCCUGGGUCCUCAGAGGUUGAGUCAGCAUGGAAACUUGAAUGUGUAUAGGUAACAAAAUAAGUUUUCCCCACUGUGGAGAUGAAUGGCAUGUUUUCUGUUAACAAAUCGUCUUGUGUGUUCACACAUCUUCCUUAGGUGACACUGAGCAAAUCCAGAAGUUCAACAUGCCCAAGUCAUGUAUCCGCAAAUUCUUUCCGUCACGGAAAUGUUUCACGUUUGACCGUCCAACUAGCAGGAAAAAGUUGUCUCGGCUGGAGGAACUGGAAGAAGAUGAUUUGGAGGAAGAUUUCUUGGAGCCGGUGGGCCGUUUCUGCCAACACAUCUGGGAGACAUCACGACCCAAGACAGUUCCAGGAGGCCAAGUUGUGACAGGGAGAAGUAAGGAACGCUUUUGCAAGUUUGUAGGUUGGGACAGGUGGCAGUUGGAAACCAUUUCAAUAGGAGCCAUUUCACACUCUUCUGUUGUCUCUCGAGACAGGUGGAUGCCAACCAAUAAAAACCAAUAAUUGGCCAUUGUACAGAACACCUCAGAGCUCUCCAGGUGUUGAAAGUACACCUAACACACCUUAGUGCUAGUCAGUGACCUCUGAUGCACUUUGGACUUGAGACGUAGAUACUUUUGCCCAGUGUAGUUCUGAUGAUACUACAGUCGUACCUUGUUUUUCAAAUGCCUUGUGACACAAAAGUUUUGGCUCCUGAACACCGCAAACCCAGAAAUGAGUGUUCCGGUUUGUGAGCUUUUUUUGUAAGCCGAACAUCCGACACGGCUUCCACGGUUUCCGAUUGAGUGCAGGAAGCUCCUGCAGCCAAUUGGAAGCUGUGCCUUGGUUUUUGAACAUUUUCAGAAGUCAAAUGGACUUCCGGAAUGGAUUCCGUUUGAGAACCAAGGUAUGGCUGUAAUAACAAUUUUCAAACUGGGAACUUCAUUGGUGGAACCUUUUCCCCUCUGUCAGCAGAGCAGCUUGUGGAUGUUGCAAUGUCUGCUGCAUAGCAGCGCCACCAUUCUAGUUGGCUUAGGGCGAAGGGUGUUACUCAAACCAGCCCAUUAGGGAACAGGUGACAUCAGAAACCAAAGGGUCCCACUUGGCUGUAGAAAAUGGUUGGUUCUGCCCUGACUCCUCAGUCGGAGCAGGUGCAGACUAAGGACUUGCCCAAGGCAGAGCAAAAUAUGGAUUUGCACAUGCUCCCCAUUAAUCUAGGAGUGUUCACAUGAUAUAUUCUCUUGUCUCAGUGCUCCCCUUGUCUCCCCUUUUCCCUUCUUUUAAGUACAAGUUUUUUUGAACCUGGCCAUUUCAUAAUUUCCAAGGAUCAACUGUGCCCUGCAUUUAAAAGGGGAAAUUGUCAGUUUUUGAAAAAGAAAAGGUUCUGACCUCCUUUCUACUCCUUUGCCUAGUCCUCAGACCUUAGUUGGCACAAAAGAGUUUUUGAGAAAGAGUAUUCUUGCGGAGUGGGACGUGGGUGGCGUUGUGGGUUAAACCACAGAGCCUAGGACUUGCCGGUCAGAAGGUUGGCGGUUCGAAUCCCCGUGAUGGGGUGAGCUCCCAUUGCUCGGUCCCUGGCUCCUGCCCACCUAGCAGUUCGAAAGCACACAAAGUGCAAGUAGAUAAAUAGGUACUGUUUCAGCAGGAAGGUAAACGGCAUUUCCGUGCGCUGCUCUGGUUUAGCGGCUUAGUCAUGCUGGCCACGUGACCCGGAAGCUGUACGCCGGCUCCCUCGGCCAAUAAAGCGAGAUGAGCGCCGCAACCCCAGAGUCGGUUACGACUGGACCUAAUGGUCAGGGGUGCCUUUACCUUUAUUCUUGCAGAGUAUUGCUGCUUUUAUUCUUAAAAAGUCUUCUUCUCCAACCACGACCGACAGCUUUUACACACACCAAACGCAACCAGCUUUCUACCAUCUAACCAACCCACACCCAACACUAACAUUGACCACUCUAUAUAUACAGGUACAAUUUGGUUAAAAGUUGCAUGAGUCAUUGUAGGAUGCUGACUCAUGCUGACUUAGUUCUUUUAGCAUUAAAGAAACAGCGGCCAAUGUUUAGCCGUGACAGAAAUGUCCAGGACAACAAAUGCCCCUACUUUAUUGGGGAGACAGGUAAGUAAGUGCAAAUCCACAUUUUGCUCCAGUGUGGCCAAGACCUCAGUUGCAUGUAAACAGCUCACCUGAUUGCUGAGUUGUGGGAGAAAGCAAGGGAGGAAGGCAAACGAGUAACUAGGAGGAUGUAUGUGAUGGAUUUCUAUCAAGAUCCCUCCCUGCUUUUUCAGCCAAAUGCUAUUUACAUGUAUUCAAGUUAUUUCCUGCAGCCACAAGGGACAGAAUCUUUCUUUUGUAAAUAGAGAAUGGGUGGCUACUAUGCCUUUUUUUUACGUGCAAUAUAACUGUUUUCUGCUCUCGCUUGGUGAAUCUGCAGCUACAGCAGAAUACUUGAUGCAGACAAUCAACUCAAGGGUGUUUGGGGCCUGAAAUUACUCUUUCAGUGCAAGGAGGUUAGUUCUAUGGCUUCACUGAUCCUUCCCUCUUCAGUGCUUGAGAAGUUAUUGAAGAUCUACGUCGAUGCUAUCAACAGUGGGGAUGUGCCGUGCUUGGAGAACGCAGUGCUGGCCCUGUCUGAGAUUGAGAACGCAGCUGCUGUUCACGAGGCCGUUUCCUGUUACGAAGCGCUGAUGGGGAAGCGGUUGGCGUUGCCCACAGACACGGUGGAUGAGCUGCUGGCUGUGCAUGCCGAGUGCGAAAAGGAAGCCAACGCUGUCUUCAUGGCCCGUGCCUUUGGCAUCGCACAGGUUAAAAAAUUCCAGGAGGAUCUUGAGGUAUAUGUGGUUUCAUUUGUGCCUUGUCAAUUGUCUCUGCCAGUGUGGCUGGAAACAGAACUUAGGGUCAUUUUUUAAAAGUUCCUUCCCUGCUCCUCAGUCUGUUUCACAGGCCCGAAAAAAGGCCUCAAGAAUGCUGAAAUGUAGACAAAUGUAGGUCCUCUGCCCCCUCAGACGCACCCCAUCUGCAUCAUACAUUUGAAGCAGUUUCCUAUCACUUUAAACAGCCAUGGCUUCUCCCUAAGAAUUCUGGGCACUGUAGUUUUUUUAACCACUCUGGAGACUGUAGCUCUCUGAUGGGGAAUAGGGAUCUCCUAACCAGGGCUGGCCGAGACAUUUUGGCAUUCGAGGCAAACCACAAAAUGGCGCCCUCACCUCCUGAAGAUCUACAUCAGGAACAAGACGGGUGGGGAGAAUAAAGAUCUACAUCAGGCUCUGCAGCCCCUGUGGAUUUUGCCAUCUGAGGUGGUCACAUAACCUUGCCUCACAGGCUGGCCGGCCGACCCUCUCCUAACAAUUCUCCAGACCAACUGCAGCUCCCCAAAUUCAUGGGAGUCCUAAAGCACUUUAAAUGUGCAGUGCAGAUGGGGUCAUGGAACCAGAAACGUUCUCGGUGGUCAGAGAGGAAACCCACAAGGCAGAGAAUGCAAUUAAAAACUGAACUUUGGAGAAGGGCUGGAGCACCGGAAGAGAGCACCUGCUUUGCAUGCAAAAGGUCCCAGGUUCAUUCCCCCGCAUCUCCAGGCAUUUGUGAUAUGAAAAAAGAUCACACUUAGUAAAGCUUAUUUAGACAAAGUCCUGUUGCAUAGCUAUAGACAUCAUGGCUAGCAGGGCCUUCCAUACCUUACUUAUUUAUUGGGUUUAUAUGCCGCCUUUUCUUCUAAGGUGGUUUAAAACACCAAAGCAAAUAAAAAAGGUAAAGGUAAAGGACCCCUGACAGUUAAGUCCAGUCGCAGACGACUCUGGGGUUGCAGUGCUCAUCUCGCUUUACUGGCCGAGGGAGCCAGCGUUUGUCCGAGGAAGUUGUUCCGGGUCAUGUGGCCAGCAUGACUAAGCCACUUCUGGCGCAACGGAACACCGAAAUCAGAGCAGGACACGGAAACGCUGUUUACCUUCCUGCCGGAGAGGUACCUAUUUAUCUACCAGGGCCGUCUUAAGCAUACCUGGCGCCGUGGUGCAAAGAUCCCUCCGGCGCUCCACCCCCGUUUCCCAGAGUUGUUGACCUUUUCCCAAGCUUCUGCGGGGAUCGCUCCCCUCCCGUGGGGGCUGGGGAGGCAAACUGCACGCCCGCCAGCCAUAUAGUUGACAGGGCGCAGCUGGCAGGCGUGUAGGAGGGAAAGGGGAGGCCUCUGGCAAAGCCGCGCAGCUCCCCCACUUGCUGGGGUGCCCCUGAGAGGCCGGCGCCCUGGUGCAAUGUGCCAGUAAGCCCAGUGGAAAAGACGGCUCUGUUAUCUACUUGCACUUUUGGGUGUGCUUCCGAACUGCUAGGUUGGCAGGAGCUGGGACCGAGCAACGGGAGCUCACCUUGUCGUGGGGAUUCGAACCGUCGAUCUUCUGAUUGGCAAGCCCAAGAGGCUCAGUGGUUUAGACCACAGCGCCACCCGCAUUAUAUUAAAAGAAGACUGACAAGAGUCCUCUCAUGCCAACUGGGAGCUGAUGGUAUGUGCACUUCCUGGCCUGGGCUCCUUCACUUCUGCCUGAAACUUAACAUGGUUUUCUCAGAGUCUCUUUGUCCAAAAUGGAGAUUUGCAUGUUGCAUGUUGUCCCCAGGCAGCGACAGACAUUGAAAUGCAGGCCAUGUUGACCUCAACUCAUUUACUUACGUAGCCUAGAGAAUGCUAGCAGCAAGCGGCACAUUUUCCAAGUGAAAUUGAAUAUAUGUGCAUCUCCCAAUAGACAGGUGGUUGAAAAUGGCAAGGGGACCUGGCUCUGAACUCAAGGAAAGAUGUGGUUGGACAAAUAAUAAAACUCACGUCCAGCACAAGCAGUUCCAGUUCGACUGAAAUCUGUGCUGUUGAUUGUAUGUGGGCCUUGGUAUGCCUUUCCCCCUGCAACAGGGUACAGAACGGGGCAAGUUCCCCCUCGUUGUUAACACACCAUCUUUCCGCUGGUUUUGUUUUCACUUUGUUCUGGCAGCUUCAGCUGAAGCAGAAAAAGGAAGAAUUAUGCGAGAGAAACAAACAGGUGUCCUUUGACCGCUGCAACCAUGUGCUGGUGGAGCUUUACCGGAAGCUGGAAGAUGGAGUCCACAUAGGAAUUUAUUCUGCUCCUGGUGGCUACCAGCGUUAUCUGGAGAACUGGACCGAAAUGGUGGAGGAAUACCAUUCGGUACCCGGUAAAGGAAUUCAGGUAGGUUCACUACUUGGAAGUACCUGAGCCAACUUUUCCUCAGCAUCCAAAGAUUCAGCAUUCUGGUGCAGAUGGAGGGUAGAAGCAGACUGUAGACCAGAGGUGAGGAGCCUCAGGCCAAGGGGGCCAACUGUGACCAUCCAGGCAUCCAGGCUUCUCCUUCUGGACUCUCCCCAGGCUACAUCUCCUUAGCCAUACCCUCUAUGCCCAGGUCACAGCCCUCACUAGCCUUACUAGAGGGUUUCUGCCUUGCUGGAAUGUGCCCCUGAACUUUCAUAAUGUGUCUUGCUUACCUGUAUGGAGGACAGAAGGGUGUGUGUGUUUGUGUGUAAAACUAGCAUAUUGAACAAACUAGCAUAUUACACAUGUUGCUCCUCCUACUUUUACCUGUGGCUCCACCUGCCACUGGCAAGCACCUCCCAGAAGUUUCCCAGUAGGGAAGGGGGUAUCAGUCGGGGGGGCAGGGCGGGAAGGAUUGCCGCCCUUACUGUAGAUGUAAACUGCAAUCCAGUGCACGUUUACUUGGGAGCAAGCCCCACUGAAUUAAAUACGAUUUGAUUCAGAGUAAGUAUCCCACGGAUUGCACUGUAAAAUCAGUUUAAGAGGCGUUCCUUCAUUGCAAGCUAUGUGAUAGGGAUUACAGAUCACUAACAUCCAUUUCUCAGCAUCUCACCCUAACUACUAUUAUUCAGUUAUUUGCUACAUUAAUACACCAAAUUUUUUGUUGUUGUCUUUAAUCCCUGCAUGUACCGUAUUUUUCGCUCUAUAGGACGCACUUUUUCCCCUCCAAAAAUUAAGGGGAAAUGUGUGUGCAUCCUAUAGAGUGAAUGCAGGCUGCGUGGCUAAGCCCAAAGCCAGAACAGGGAGACGGAGCGCUGCGCCUAUGCACCUAUGGUCUGGUGCGUCCUAUAGAGCGAAAAAUACGGUAAUCUGCUUUGACUUCCCCCCAUCUUUGCAUUCAAUUAAUAACCUUUGCUUCCGAUCCUUUAUCAGGCAGACUGUGCUCUUGAAGAAUUCAUGAAAUCCAAGGAGACUGUGGCAAAAUCUCUCCUUCAAAUGGACCGCGCCUUGACUGCCCAAGAGAAGCAACUUGAAGGUGCAGAUCUGGAGGAGGGGACUUUACACAUCAUAAAUUAUAUGUCAUUGUUCUGCCUGCUCUGGUAGGGCUCUGAGCUCCUAGCAAAGCAGGUUAUAGUUGUGGUACCUCUUAGCUUUAUGAUAUUGUAACAGGUGUGGUGUUGUCACAUUGAGCAGCAUAAAACUCCAAAAGCACUGGGUGAAAGGGAGAUGUCUGUGAUCUUAAAGGGCGCUUGUCUUGUUGUGUAGCCAGAGGCUCUUAUGGCUUGGGGUAGGAGGAGUGAUCAAGGGAUACCCUGAGAGAGAGUAUUUUAAUUCUGAAGUGUCCCUGGGAAAGGCGUAUAUUUUGGAAAGACCUGAUACAGUGGUACCUUGGUUCUCAAACUUAAUCCAUUCCGGAAGUCCGUUCCAAAACCAAGGUGCACUUUCCCAUAGAAAGUAAUGCAAAAUGGAUUAAUCCAUUUCAGACUUUUAAAAACAACCCCUAAAACAGCAAUUUAAUAUGAAUUUUACUAUCUAACGAGACCAUUGAUCCAUAAAAUGAAAGCAAUAAUCAAUGUACUGUACCAUAAAAUAAAUGAGACAGUAUUGUAGACGAUAAAAAUUAAAAUAAUUUUUUUCUCUUACCUGCACUUAUUAUAGUCAUUGUUUGGAUGGCGGGCUUUUAUCCAUUUCCACAGUCAAUCAAUCAAUCAAUCAAUCAGUCAAUCAAUCAAUCUAUCUAUCUGUCAGUAGCUGAACUGGGUUCCAUACAGCCACAAAACAAAUAAACCGAAAAAGCCUCAAAAACAGAAACGCAAAAUAAAUAGCAAAAACAAAAGCGCCAAGGUACCUUGGUUCUUGAACUUAAUAUGUUCUGGAAGUCCGUUUGACUUCCAAAAUGUUCAAAAACCAAGGCGUGGCUUCUGAUUGGUGUAGGCUCCCCGGAAACAAUAACCGACAGCCGCAUCGGACAUUCGGCUUCCGAAAAACGUUUGAAAACUGGAACACUUACUUUGGGUUUUCGGCAUUUGGGAACCAAAGCAUUUGAGAAGCAAGGCGUUUGAGAACCAAGGUACCACUGUAAAGAAAAUGGAGAUCCUUCAUCCAGAUUGCCUUCAAAUUUUUAAAGAGUAUUAAAUAUAAGACAUGUAAAAUCUUGGGUACAUAAGAGAUGCCUAAAAGAUAACAAUGGAGGCAGCCUGAUGAAUAUGUCCAGGGAAUGUCUUCUAAAGUCUGGAUGCCACCACAAAGCAGGCCCUGUCCCCACCUCAGCUUGGAAGUUGGAGACACUCAAAGAGUGAAGACUGUAAAACCAGCCAAGUUCAUAGGGUAGCAGGGGGUGGUCCUCCGAAUUAUGCUCUUUCAAUGCUUUCCUGUCUGCCAGCAGUUCAGGUUGUCUCUUUUUCUUCGCUGGCCCCCAGCCCAGCGCGCUCAGGCCGAAGCAGCCCAGCUGCAGCAGAAGCUGUUGGAGCAGGAGCAGGCCAGACUGAAGCAAAUGAUGGAGGAUGAGAAGCGAAGCAACGAUGAACAGCUCCAGCUGUUGAAGGAGAAGAUGGAGAAAGAGAAGAAGUUGAUGGAAGAGGAAACAGACAGGGUGAUAGAGCAGAAACUCAAGGUAAAUAGAGCUGAGCCGGAUGCAGACGCUCGCCACUGCAGUAUGUAGUCUUUAGGUCAGGGGUGGGGAGCUUGUGGUUGGAUCCAGCACUCAUCAGCGCAAGCCAGCAUGGCCAGUGCUCAGGGGCCAACAAGGUCUGGAAGGUCAUAUUUUCCCAGUUCCUGUUUUGGGGCAUCUUAUUAAGAUGGUGCUUGGAAGCGGAACCCUUCCCUCCACUCAGGGCCAAAUCUAGUCACCCCUGCCCUUCUCAGUGACUCCCCACCAGUCAUUUAUAUACCCUAAGAUAUCCUCACCCUCUCAGUGCAAGCCACAUGUCGUUUAGGUAAAGCUUGGAUCCAACUCAUGUAGUGCUUCUUCAAACUCAUGUAGUGCUUCUUCCUAACCCUAACCCUUACCCUCUAUUAUAAUAAUAAUAAUAAUAAUAAUAAUAAUAAUAAUAAUAAUAAAUUUUAUUAAUAUCCUGCCCUCCCCAGGCAAGACCGGGCUCAGGGCGGCUAAAGCCAGGUAUAAAAACAAUUGAUUAAAAUACAACUUAAAAACAAGAUUUAAAUACAACAUGCAGCCUCAUUUCAGUAGAAACUCAAAUAAAAAACUUUUUGGGGAUGAAAACGUCAAAUCUUCACCAAGGCCAACUAUCCAGACUGGUCCUACGUGGGCCAGAAAAAAGCCAGGGAAGUCCCCAAAUAGGAGUUCCACCACAGAAGGAGAAAGGGAAAAGGAAAGAGCGGGAGGGGAUCAAGUUGAUUCCAAGCCAAAGGCCAGGCGGAACAACUCUGUGUUACAGGCCCUGCAGAAAGAAAUCAGAUCCUGCAGGGCCCUGGUCUCUGAGGCAGAGCGUUCCACCAGGCCGGAGCCAGUGUUGAGAAGGCCCUGGCUCUGGUUGAGGCUAAUUGACUUCCUUAGGACCCGGGACCUCAAGGGUGUUGCUAUUUUUGGACCUUAAGGUCCUCCGCAGGGCAUACCGGGAGAGGCGGGCAUACCGGGAGUAUACUUAUUAUUAUUAAGUUGAUUUAAGUAGCUUUGAAAGGGAGGGGAGGUUUAAAAGUCCACCUGACAGCUCCCAGAGUCUUUUACUGAUAAAAGUUGGCAGAUAUUUUCAUAGGUUGAGCCUUUUUAUCAGGGUAAUUUGGUCAUUAGAGCUCCUACUCACACAGCAGAGACUCAGUUGAGACUUGACCCGUCGCCAUCUUCCAUUAUUAUUAUUAUUAUUAUUAUUAUUAUUAUUAUUGAAAACCAAUUCUAACUUGGAGACAGUCUAUUUUCAGGUUGUGUACACACAACAUCUUAUUCUAGAAUUGAUGGAGACUGAGUCCUUGUUUCUUAUACAUAGUCCACAAACAAUCUGCACAUUUUUAUCCCUGAUAAGUGCUUCUUGAGAAACCGCUGCAAUUCCAAAAACAAAAGCUCAUUGCAGAUUGAUUAUGUGUUACCCCCCAGUGUGUCCACCCAAAAACAGACGUAAAUGGUCCCAGCCAUGGGGCGUAUGUUGGUGUGUGUAUCUAUAGCUGCUCAAUGACAUUGUGGGUGAGCGUGUUUCAAGAUCGCACUCAGUACUUCCGUCCUUCGUUCUGCUGGGGCAUGUGAAGUAGCCACACUGGCCCUUGUCUUGUGAAUGGUAGGAUCUAGAAUCAAUCUGGAUUGAAAGCAGCAUGUUGAGGAUGAGCAUAAACAAUUCUAGAUUGAGCAAAACUACAUUUUUUUGUGCUAUUAACACCUGGGUGUGUACGCAGCCUCAAAGGGUGCCUCUCAUUUGGCAGCAUGCUGGGAAAAUGUACAUUUUCAUAUCCAGCUAGUGUAGUGGACAUUCUGCUCCAGUCCUGGACUUAUUCUAUCCUGUGUCUGUAAUUUUCUGCCCUCGCUCUUCGAUUCUUAGUUGAACGAGUCUCUGUGUGCUCCUUACCUUUCCAGGAACACGAGUUGCUGCUGAAAGAAGGAUUUCAGAGGAUGGCAAGGAAGAUGGAGAGUGAAAUCCAACAUCUCAAGGAAGAAAAGAAAAGCUGGGAACGGGUGUCGUCUCUAGUGGAAAAUUUGAUCCCAGUUGUGUCAUCUUUGGUGAUGCACGGUGUGCAUCUUGCAACAGUUUCUCAAACUGGUAGCACGCCAAAGAAAUAG